This is a messenger RNA of Cavia porcellus (domestic guinea pig), 576 nucleotides long. RefSeq names its product keratin-associated protein 8-1. Bases 59 to 250 code for a protein of 63 amino acids. The record is from RefSeq and is a predicted model, not a curated record. Lineage: Eukaryota; Metazoa; Chordata; Mammalia; Rodentia; Caviidae. The transcript has a single exon.
AGCAGAGAAUCCAUCACACUGCCUUCUCCUGCUACUCAAGCUCUUCACAUCCAACACCAUGUGCUUCAACGACUUCCCUGGCGCUGCCUUCCCUGGGUGCCACUGGGGCAGCUACGGUUACCCUCUGGGGUACAGCGUUGGCUGUGGCUAUGGUAGCACUUAUUCCCCCGUGGGCUACGGCAUGGGCUAUGGCUACAAUGGCACUGGGGCUUUUGGCUACAGGCGCUACUGGCCAUUUGCCCUCUACUGAUUUCCUGAAGUCCCCGAGGCAUGGCAUCUUCUCUCCUCCUAAGGCCAGUAGUACCUCUCCAGCUUCCUGCUCCACCUACCUCUGCUCAUUUGAUCAUCGACCUCCAAGUGGCUGCUUUUCAGACCUGGCAUCAGAACCCCAAAGAGGAAACUGAAAAACCAGAUGAUGCCUCGAGAUGACUUCUUCAGAUAAUAUGUGUUGGGACAAUUUCAAAAACUUGACAACCAGCUCGCAAGAAUUACUUUUGAGAUACAAUCAUCCCUCUUUGAAAGAGAUGUGGAUGCGUCUCUCAAAUUCUCAAUAAAUUUGUCUCAGCUUGCAUAAUA